Molecule: messenger RNA, 249 nt
Organism: Cotesia congregata
Lineage: Eukaryota; Metazoa; Arthropoda; Insecta; Hymenoptera; Braconidae
Source: the annotation of a GenBank genome assembly
AUGGCCUUGAAAUUAUUCGUCCCGAAUGAGUGGAAGGUCCUGCUCCCUACGACGCUCCAGAAAGAAUUGGUUAGUACUAUCGUAACAUGGCAGGUAACGCACGAAUCUUCGCAAGGUGCUACAGGGGCGUACAAUGGUGUUACUGCAGAACUGAUAGAGAGCGACUAUGAUUGGUGGUUUAGGAAGGCCGAUGACAGGAACACUAAGCCUGACCGGAAGUGCUAUUCGGUAUUCGUAAUGUACGUUUGA